Hyposmocoma kahamanoa is the source of this 1340-nucleotide messenger RNA. RefSeq names its product 3-oxoacyl-[acyl-carrier-protein] reductase FabG-like. Bases 149 to 916 code for a protein of 255 amino acids. The record is from RefSeq and is a predicted model, not a curated record. The transcript has a single exon. Lineage: Eukaryota; Metazoa; Arthropoda; Insecta; Lepidoptera; Cosmopterigidae.
GCUAGAAGAAUGCCCUUGACUGAUGUGAAAACCAAACGUGUCGUGCAGUACCGCACUGACUCGGUCAUCUCAUUACAUAGCUGUACAAUAAAGUCAUUCUCAUACAGUGUUGUUUUCUAUUCAAAUAAAAAUUUGGUCACAGUAAGUCAUGGAAGAUUUAAAAGAGAAAGUUUUCCUUAUUACUGGCGCUAGUUCAGGCAUUGGAGCUGGGAUAGCCAUCUAUUUAUCAAAGAAAACUACUGCAAAACUCGCACUUGUUGGAAGGCAAGAAAAAAAUUUAAAACGAAUCUCUUUGUACUGUGAAAAAUCCAGCGGAUUAACACCCUUGGCCAUAAUCGCUGAUAUCACAGAAGACUCGGAUGCCGAGAGAGUGGUCAAUGAGGCUGUUGAACACUUCGGUAAGAUUGACGUGUUGAUAAACAAUGCGGGUGUUAUUGGCAUGGGAGGUAUAAAAAACUCCGAAAUGGAGAUUUACGAUAAAGUUAUGAAUACUAACAUGAGAUCUGUUUAUCAUCUAACUAAACUAGCAACACCACACCUCAUUGAAACCAAGGGUGCCAUCAUCAACAUUUCAUGCAUUGCCGGAAGUAGACCGAGUACUAUGGCUUUGGCUUACAACAUUUCCAAGGCUGCAUUAGAGCAUUUUACAAAAUGUGUUGCCUUAGAAUUAGCGCCAGACGGCGUAAGAGUCAACUCUAUAAGUCCUGGUUUCGUAAAUUCCAAUUUGUUGAAAGAUAUCGGAUUGUCGGCUGAUCAAUUGGAAAUAUUUGUAAAGAAUGUCGUGGGUAACAUGCCACUAAAGAAGGCGGUGGAAAAUGGAGAAAUUGCAGCCUUAAUCGCAUUUUUAGCAAGCGAUAGUGCGAAAAGUAUUACUGGAUCUAAUUACGUCAUUGAUGGUGGCAGUAUGCUACGUUAACUCGCUUGAAAAGAAUUAAGUUACACCAAUCUAUAUUGCAGACAGGAAAAAAAGGUUGCACACGCGUUAUAAAACGAGUGGGUUACUUACCUCUUUGUGUAGCAGCUCAGAGUUAAAUCUGAACACAGCAAAAUGGUCCAUUUAUCCUAGUUAUUCAUAUGUAUAAACAAUUAAGUAUUUAUUUAAAUAACAUUUAUAUAGUUCUAGUCAUCAAGAGUGAUGGAUCAUAAAUAGUGAAGUAGUAGGCAUUAUAUAAAUAUUUAUCAAAACUACAAUCUUAUAAUCGUCGUUAACAUUAACUUCGCAACAUAGACUAUUUAAUUUUAUUCCUUGAUAAUAAUUCAGUUACAUAAGUAGAACUUAAUCAAAUUCUUCAAUUUGUACGCAAUCUUGGGAGUGUACAAUGUUUCCCAAACUUAUUUUG